GCGGAUGGCGAGGGCGAGGGAUUCGCGGCGGAAUCAUCGCGUUAGUCGGGUGGCAACUGUCCAGGCAUGUGCGUCGUUCGUCUAGUCCGGUGAACGCGUGCGCGGGUGGUUUGUGUUGGUGUUGGUAGUGGUGGUAAUAGGUGGUAAUAGGUGGUAAUAGUGGUGGCGGUGCACCGAGAAAGAAAGGUGGUACGUUCGCUCUUCGUUCCUUCUCGAGUGCCUCUCGCUUAAUCGCCAAGGUACAGGACGAAGGCAGUGAUUCGCGAACAUGUGAUUCUGACAGGAAGAGAAAGAAAGAGAGACAGCCCUUCGCGAUAGUUUCUUUUCGGUGACGUUUCCGUCACCGUAUGUACGCGAGAGCGCGGUGGUGAGUUCGCCUCGCUCGCGUCGCUCCGGACACGCCGGGAUACGCCGUGGAGUCGUCGCCCCCUCCCACUCCCUCCCUCUCGCUCGCUCGCUCGCGCGCGUCGAGGGGUUGUUACCGUCGUGCCGAAGAGGAUAUAAUGUUCUGAAAUUCGUGACGGCGAGAGAGCCACGCGCGCAUCAUUAUGGUCGCUAAGCACUUUGCUUCGCAGGGCUCAAGCCCUGAAUGCGGUGUGCCGGAUAUGACAGUUAUCAGCGACAUCGAUGAGACUGGUAUUAAUCGGAAUCUUCAAGUUCGGUAUAGCAGAGACCAGAUAUAUACGUACACGGGAUCCAUUCUGGUUGCUGUGAACCCUUACAAGGAGGUGGACUACUACACAAAUGAGUACGUGAAUCGAUACCACGAGCAGAAAAUGGGCGCCUUGGAGCCGCAUGUGUUCGCUCUGGCGGAGGCGGCGUACAAGUCUCUGCAGGACACCGAGACCAAUCAGUCCUGCGUGAUAUCGGGCGAGAGCGGGGCCGGCAAGACCGAGACCACCAAGUUCAUCCUGCAGUAUCUGUGUUCGGUCACCAGCAACGUCGACACGUGGGUGGAGCAGCAGAUCCUGGAGGCCAAUACCAUCCUCGAGGCAUUCGGCAACGCGAAGACGGUGCGAAACGACAACAGUUCGCGCUUCGGCAAGUUCAUGCAAGUGUGCUUUGACAACAAGUGGAUGAUCAAGGGAUGCAUCAUUCAAGAUUAUCUGCUGGAGCAGAGCCGUAUCACUUUUCAGAGCCCGGAGGAGCGCAAUUACCACGUAUUUUAUAAGCUGGUUGAGGCCGGCACGAGAGACAAGGAAUUCGCAGAGCAAUAUAAGCUACGACCGGCCAGUCAUUACAAAUAUCUCAAUCAGUCCGGCUGCGUAAAGAUCGAUGGAAUUUCUGAUUCUAAGAAACUCGACGCUCUCAGGCUCGCCUUCAACGUGCUUCAGGUUGCGCCGGAAAUGUGCGAAGGCAUCUUUCGGGUAUUAUCGGCCAUCUUGUGGCUUGGAAAUUUAAACUUCGAAGACAUCGACGGCGAAAGAUGCGAGUUGUCGACGGAGGACAGGAACAUAGUCGACACGGUGGCACCUUUAUUGGGUCUUCAAGUGGAGGAUCUCACCAGGGUAGUGCUGAUACGGCAGAUAAAUGUUCGCGGUAAUAUAACAGAGAUCCCGUUGAAAGUGCAGGAGGCACGAGAGAACAGGCACGCAAUGGCGAAGGCGCUUUACUCGCGCACUUUCGCCUGGCUCAUCAAUCACAUCAACAAUUGCACGAAUCCAGGCCAGGAUAGCUCGCGAUUUCUCGGGGUGCUCGAUAUCUUCGGCUUCGAGAAUUUUGCGUUGAAUAGCUUUGAGCAACUCUGCAUCAAUUACACAAACGAGAAACUGCACAAGUUCUUCAAUCACUAUGUUUUUGCGUUGGAACAGGAACUUUAUCGUCAAGAGGAGAUCCAAUAUUCCCACAUUACAUUCACGGAUAACACAAUGUGCCUCGAACUGAUCGAAAAGCCUCCGCGAUGUGUUCUCAAAUUAUUGACCGAGCAGUGCCAUAUGCCGAAAGGCUCGGAUUUGGCCUAUCUGACAAAUUUGCAUGCGGAAUUCGAGAAUCACCCGUGCUAUGUGAAGGGGGAUGAUCGACGAAAGUGGGAAAAGGAAUUCGGAGUCAAACACUAUGCCGGUUGCGUGACGUACACCGUCAAGGGUUUCGUCGAUAAGAAUCGGGACGAUCAGCAGGACGUAUUCUUCGAUUUCAUGUCUAGGAGCACCAACGAAUUCGUCCAGGAAAUCUCCGUUUAUCAAGAUCUAUUGGGAUACACCGUUGCGCGCGCAACCGGCAGCGCGUCCACGACAAUGUCACGAGGAACGUCGAAAGGCAAGCCGACUCUCUGUGACUCUUUCCGACAUCAAUUGCAAGCCUUAGUAGACGUAUUGCAGGCGACGACACCGUGGUACGCGCGCUGCAUUAAGCCGAAUAUGGAGAAGAUAGCCAAUCACUACGACGAGAAGCUUGUGCUGGACCAGCUCAAGUAUCUCGGCAUGUUGGACAUUAUACGCAUACGUAAAGAGGGUUUUCCGAUACACAUGUCAUUUCACGACUUUGUCGCAAGGUAUCGUUGCCUAGACAAGGGCCGAGCCUCUCUCUCCUGCGACGAGAAGGAAGCAGUCAGAUAUUUGAUCAGCAAACAAGGUAUACCGCAAACUGAAUGGCAGAUCGGCCGAACGAAAGUAUUUCUGAGAAGCUACGUGCACGAGCCUUUAGAAGACUCUAGAAAUCAAAUGGUAACGAGAAACGCCAUCGUAAUACAGAAGAUUUGGCGAGGAUAUGUCAAACGGCGAGAAUACAAGCGUAUAAGGGAGGCAGCACUCAAGGUGCAACACGCGUAUCGCGGCUGGAAGCUACGGAUAAUGUUUAUUCGAAAGCGCAGAGCUGCCAUAGUGAUCCAAAGUCAUCUACGAGGUGUCUUUGCGAGGGAGGUGGCUGCUGCGCUACGUGAAAUGAGACGAGUCGAUGAGGAGAUGAGAAAGAGGGAGCGUCUGGAGAAAGAACGAAGAUUGAUGGAAGACAAGAAAGCGUUGGAGGAAAGCCAGAGCACGCAGUACAAUGGUAUUGUCGGGAUGGAAUCUGGAAAAGCGCAGGAAGAGAUUGCCGCCUUGUCGCAGAUGGCCGAGCAAAUGAACUCGAAGAUGGCCGCUGCUUCAGACUUGCAAUCGGUAGACCUCGACAAUCUAUUCUCCUUUCUGUCCGACGUACAAUCGACCAAGAGCAAUCAAAUUAUCGAGGAGAUCGGCGAGCAAAUGGACGAACUGGUCGAGGAUCUAGACGUGGAAUUAGAAACUGUCAUUCAACAAGAGAUGGAAUUAAAUUCCAAGGCCGCCGAUUCGUCGAAAGUCACUUCUCCUGUCAACGGACAGGAAAUGACAUCUCUGCAGCAACGAUUACCUAGUGCGAAUAACUUGAGUACUAGCAAACUCGGUCAACCGAGUCUUCCGGAACCUACGGAACCGCCUCCACCGCCACCUCCGCCGGCGCCACCUUUAGCGAUGAAUGGCGACUCGUCGGAUGAUAACGGCGAACCGAUCUACGAGUCUGUGUUGCCGCGCGAGGAGAACGAUCUCGACAGUCCAAUUGUUCACAAUGGCAGUCAUAGUCCUGGUCAAAUGGUUAACGGCGAAUCUUGCGGGUCUUUGCCGCCGAACAACAAAAUGACUAAGGAAAUUGCCGGUAGUCCGCCAUCCAGGCCGGAAUCAACGAAUUCUGCUGGCCAUCAUCAUCCGCAUCAUCAUCAUCAUCAUCAUCAGACGAUGAUACCCCAGGCGCAACAAAACGGUCACGAUCAACCGCAAUCGCAACCGCAAGUGUCGCAGCAGUUGCCGGUCGAGCGUGAGCAGCGACGCAAGUGCCGCGUGGAACGCAAAUUGCAAGAACUUGAGGACAAGAAGGAACAGGAGAACGAGGCUACUUAUCACGAUAUCGUCGAGUUUGCACAAAACUACUUCAACAGCCAUGAACGUUCGCCGGAAGGCACUAUAAUGGCCACGCUAACGAGAAAGUCACGCGGCAAGAGCAUCGAGUACAUCCCGAAAUACGAGAUGGUUACGUACUACAAAGGAUCCAGCAUCCCGAAUUCACAUAUUCAUAUGUAUGAUCCCGAUAACGUGAACGUUGCGUGUUCUGUAUUCAGGGAUUUGUGUAAAUAUAUACGCGGCGAGAUGAAGCUGGAUCAGGAGAUAGCCACGAUCCAGAGUAUCAUCGCUUACGGGAUCGAGCGGGAAGAAUUACGAGACGAAAUUUAUGUGCAAUGCAUGCGUCAGGCGACCAACAAUCCCAACGCCGAAUGGGCGGAACGCGUAUGGUUGCUGUUAUGCUUAGCGAUCGUCGCCUUCCAACCGAGUAAACUACUCUACAAAUACUUUGUCUCCUUCCUAAAGAAGAAUCUUGCUCUCGAGGGCAAGCUAAGACAAUACGUACAAUGGUGUGUGGAUAAUUGCAAGAAUACCAAGGUAUCUUGCAGACAACAUCCACCGUCCACCGUAGAGAUUGCCGCUAUGAGACGAUUGGGCACUAUAGUCUGCCGAUUCUUUUUUCUGGACGGAAGAACAAAAGCAAUUGACGUACAUCCGACAGACACGGCCGCCGACGCUGUCGCCAAACUUGGAGAAAAAUUGGGUCUUCGGUCGUUGGAAGGUUGGGCCAUCUAUCAGAGCAGACCGGACGGAGAGGAACACGUGCGGGCUCAUGAUUAUCUGUACGACGUGAUCGCUGCAUGGGAGAUGAAACAAUGCAAAUUAAAUACCGCACAAUCGACGUUCUCAACUUUGCGACGCGGUAAUAACGCUACUCUAGGCAGCGGCGACAAUCGCUUCGUUUUCAAAAGAAGAUUAUUCCGUAAUCCGAGAGAAAUCUCGCAGGAUCCCGUCGAGGUUAAUAUGCUGUACGCGCAAGCGGUCUACAACGUCGUAAAGUGCGACGAUUUUCCGGUAUCUGAGAAAGUGGCGCUGCAAUUAGCAGGAUUGCAGGCGCAAGUAUCUCUCGGAGAUCCCAAGGAUAACGACAGACUGGAUUACUACAGUGAGGUGGAUAGCUUUCUACCUUACAGAAUCAGUCGCGCCCGCGGCGACGAUGUUUGGGUGCCGAUUAUAGCGCAAGCGCACCGGCAAUACGGAGCCGGGCGCAAGGAACUGGCGGCCAAAGUUCUAUAUCUGUCUUGCGUGAUGCAGUAUCCUCUCUAUGGCACGACAAUGUUCAACGUUACUUACCGAGGAUAUUGGUCUUAUGGCAACCAAUUGAUUCUUGGUAUCAAUUGUGACGGUCUCAUGCUAAUCAAGCCAGACGAUAAGUUCGUUUUAUCCGAAUAUCGUUAUCAAGACGUCGAGAGCAUCAUGUUGGAUCCGAGCGACUCAUUUAUCACGCUUUCGCUGCUACGACAUAAUCCCGAUAGUUCGCACAAAUGUUUCGUAUUCGAAACCUUGCAAAAGAACGAGAUUGGUAGUCUGAUAGUUAGCUAUUGUUCGGCGCUGGCAGGUUGGAUCACGGAGAAUGAGGUGCCCACGAAGAAACUCAAGUGUAUCACCAACGAGGAUCGUAUCAGGCUUUAUCACAAUCUGGUCAACUGUCGGCGAACGCUAGUCGAUUCGGAAAUCCUGAGGAAACCGCAAGAUUCCGGCGGCGGUUUUCUCAGGAACACACUCCGCAGAUUGUCUAAACAUCGGAUAGAGAAACUCAGGCAAGAGCAUGGAAGCGCCGAUCACGGCGAGACCUAUAAAGGCUUCCCGUACGCCUAUUGGGCAUUCAGUAGACAGCAAAUACCACAGAGUUUGUCGAAACUGCCAGAUCCCGAUGAGCAGAUCUCUUUAAAUAUCUUCCAGUUAAUUCUGACAUACGCGGGACUCGGCCAGAACGGCGACACGGUCCGCAGAGUCGAAGACGAGCACGUGAAUCUCAUACAGACUGUCAUGGAACGUUGCAUACGAAAGGAAAACUUGUUGGGCGAACUAUAUCUACAAUUGAUCAAGCAAACGACGGAUCAUCCGGAUCCGAACAAUCGUGUUAAUCUGCGACACUGGGCAUUGCUCUCGCUUGCGUGUUCCGUGAUUCUUCCGCCUCAGAAGGUUAUACGUAAAUACUUGAUCGCGCACUUGAAGCGAUGCGCCAGCGAUUACGUCACCGAGGAGGGCAAGUACGCGAGAUUCGCGGAAAAGUGCCUUUAUAAGACUCAGGGCACCCGAAGACGGCAAUGGCCACCGAGUCGCGAGGAGAUCAUGUGCACCAUUAAUCGCCGACCGAUCUACGCGAGAUUCCACUUUAUGGAUGGCCAAUACCACGCCGUCGAGUUUCAUCCAUCUGCAACUGCCAGGGACGUUAUGGAGAUUAUCAAGACUAAGAUGGGACUCGAAGAAACUGCUAUGGGCUACGCGAUUUACGAGGUGUUGGGACCGACCGAGCGAUCACUGAUCCCUGAGGAGAAGAUAGCCGACGUCAUGUCCAAGUGGGAACGAUAUAGGACAUCGCAGCAGAAUCAACAGAGCUCACAACGGAAGCACGUGCAUCACUUCUUCCUAUUCAAAAAACAUUUGUUCCUAGACCAAUACAUGAACCUAGAUGAUCCGGUGGAGAAGGAGCUGCUGUAUCAUCAAGUGCUACAUGAUUUGCGCGCCGAUCGGUUUCCCAUCACUGAGAAAGAAGCUAUGAUGCUGACGGCUUUGCAAGCGCAACUGGAAAUGAGCGACUGCCAAGAUACCAUAUCGGAACAAGAUUAUCGAACGAUAUCGAGCCACUGCCUACCGUCGAGACUCGUGCCGUGCUUGUGCGUGGACGGUGUACGCCAGCAUCAUCAAUCUUUGCGCGGAAUGACACCACCCGAAGCAAAGAAGGCUUUCCUGAAUCUCAUCCAAUCAUGGCCGUUGCACCGAGCGACGAUAUUCGACGUGAUGCAAUCGUUCACCUCAAAUUGGCCUCGCGUAUUGUGGCUGGCUGUUGAUCAGCAGGGUCUUCAUCUUCUGGAACACCGUUCCAGAAACGCACUGUGUACUUACGAAUAUAGCAGUAUUCUAAGUUAUACACCCGCCGUUAAUUGUCUGAUGAUCAUUACCGGUACGGAUAAGAAGCAGAGCAAGGUUAUUCUCACCACGUCGCAGGCUCAUCAGAUAGCGAAUCUAAUACGCGAGUACAUGGAGGUGCUUCAAUCGCCACCGGAAAUACCGAGACGAGACUCGACGAUGACUGCUCAACAAUUUGCCGCUCAACAGCAGCAGCAACAGCAUCAGCAACCGCCAGCAACACUGCCGUCAUCUACGACCGGCGGACGAAAGUCCCGACCCGCUUCGAUGUUACACAGAGGUGCUCCGGUAAUACAAUCGCAAGCUAGUUAGAAUGGUUAGAUAAAUCUCUUGCGGGAGUUAUAUAUUAUAAAGACAGUUUCCCUUCAACCUGGUACCUAAAUCGCGCCGCACGUUCCAUAAUUAUAAAGUGCCAUAAACUCGAGAUACGCACACAGCGGUAUUAUCUAUUUUAUCAAAGAAUACGCAUAAUUCUAAUAUACAUAUAUAUACAUACAUAUAUAUACAUAUUAUAUUGUAUAAUUUUAAUCCCCGUACACACUGCUCCGUCUUGUUCACUGCGAUAAAGCGUUCCCUGUAUGCGUAACUAUAUCUUAACAAUAUUCUUUGAGAGAUUAAAACACGUAGAAUGACGUUUAGUAUCAGGUUGUGGCGAAAAGAGAACGGUUUGCAUUUAAACGCGCGUCGUCACGUGCGUCUAACGUUAAAUGCAGUUGUCCCAUCCCCUCGCAUAUCAGACCUAGACAAGAUCUAACGUCUGAGAAGCGUAUCGUAAGGAUAUCAGAAAGGCAUAUCCUAAUUUUUCGAACAUCUUUUCGUUUUGAAAAGCUACAUUUAACGCUAGAUGCUACGACAUUAGAUAGAAAUAUUAAUCCGGCGCUUUAAAUUGAUCACGCUUUUCUCGAUCGGGCCUAUCGAGAAGCGACGAUGUAUCGAACAACAACACUAUAGCCUAGGGAUACUUAUUUCUUCCACUAUUUAUUAGAUUAGCUUAGAAUCUCGCAGAGAUUCGUCAAAGACUAUAGAUUUAGUCUCCGCGUAUAUAACCGAUUUAUAGCGAGAUGAGUGAUAAACAACUGCCAUUAGAAGAGUUAUCGACCGCGAGGAAAGUUGCCGAGGAUUUUUCUAUUUCUAUUAUGACCACCGUUAUCAUUGUUGCCUUUUUUAUCUGAGUGACCGCCGCCACGUUUUUGAUAACGAUUUCUGCAACACGAAAUAUAAGAGAAUUUUCAAUAUAUGGCGAUACGAUUAUUCUGAUACAUCGUUAACUCCGAUCGGCAGUCAAUAAUUAUUCCACCGCAUAUCAUAUCGAUUGAAGGGUAAUAUAAUAUCGCGAAGAGAAAGAAGGAACGAUU
Messenger RNA from Formica exsecta, 8296 nucleotides. RefSeq names its product myosin-I heavy chain (gene Myo81F). Gene Ontology annotation, molecular function: cytoskeletal motor activity; ATP binding; protein binding. The transcript is spliced from 17 exons. Bases 549 to 7253 code for a protein of 2234 amino acids. Gene Ontology annotation, cellular component: cytoskeleton; myosin complex. Lineage: Eukaryota; Metazoa; Arthropoda; Insecta; Hymenoptera; Formicidae. The record is from RefSeq and is a predicted model, not a curated record. Gene Ontology annotation, biological process: signal transduction.